AUGGCGGUUCGCAGACAGUGAGGUGUUGUUUAUAUUGACGCUUUGAGGCGGCGUCCAGUCCGAUACUUUCUUACCGUCGGAACGGUGAGUAGUAAACUGGACGAAGAAAGGACUGCGUUUUUUAAAAACCAUAAACAAAAGACCUUUUAAUAUUUUACAAAACAGGAUAUCAACACUCGCAGGUCAGUUUUAGUUAUGGGUUUACGUAAAGAUGUAUUUUAAGUCAUUUGACAGAUUAUUCACCUCAGUGUACUUACAACAAUUACAUUUGUGGAUUGUAGUACAUGUGGGACAAUCUUAAAACAAUUUUAUAGUCAAAAGUCUUGUUUUUUGACACAAUUAUGGAUGGAUCAAAAGAGAUAGAGACCACAUCAUCUUUCAAUAAAACCAAAGAAAUAAACAGGACUUAUGUGGUCUCAGCACUCACAAAAUGUGGAGAAAACGCAUUUAAAACGCCAUCCUCUGGUGCCAGACUCACUCUUCAGAGAAAGCCCAGCAGAACCACUGCAAACCACCAUGAAGAAACCACACAGGAGAACCAAAGAGGAGAGAAACGCCUGACCCUUCAGCGCCGCACCAGAACCAAAGUCCUGACCGAACCCAAUCCAGCACCAUCUUCAGCAAAAGAGACCCACGAAACCAUCAAAACACCUGGGAAAACCUCCUGGAGUGCUCAGAAAACAAGUUCUGAGAAGGUCAGAGCCACCCAUGAUGAGGGUAAACCCGUUUCGACACCUACAAGAAGAACCCAGUUUGAGAAACUAAGCGUCAAGAGAGACGUCUAUGAGAGGCUGGCUGGUAAAGAUGCAUCUAGACCCGCAUCUUCCAAACACACAACCGCUGGAAGACAGAAGCCACCGCAGAUGAGCACUGAAACGGCUAAAUCAACAUGUGGAGCAACAGGUGAGAAGGUUCAGAUUGGUGGUUUAAAUGGGCACAUGACACCCGCCUCACGUUCAGCACAGGUGAGGAGACCCACAGCCCUAAUGAGCUCCACAGCUCAUGGAGGAGCAGGUGUUUCUAGAGCAGCUCCUGCUGAAGGACAUGCUCCUCUUGAAGCUGUGAGCAGAACGAGUGCUCUACAACCCCAAGAGCUGAAGAUGGAGAACAGUGCGGUCACUGUUGCAGUUCGAGUAAGACCUUUCAGUUCAAGGGAGAAGAACGAGAAAGCCCGUCAAGUCAUCUUCAUGAACGACCACGAAACUGUUGUGCAACAUCCAGAUACUAAACAAAGCUACACAUUUACCUUUGACUUCUCUUUUUGCUCUAUUAAUGAAUCGGAUGCAAGCUUUGCCAGUCAGCAGGUGGUUUAUGAAAAACUGGCUCGGCCCUUGCUUGAAAGAGCAUUUGAAGGAUUUAACACGUGUCUUUUUGCAUACGGCCAAACGGGUUCUGGAAAGUCCUACACUAUGAUGGGUUUUGGUGAAGAGGCUGGCGUUAUUCCCAGAUUCUGCAAGGAACUUUUCUCGAGAUUGUCUAGAACUGAAAACAAAGAGAUCUCCUGCCAUCUGGAGAUGAGCUAUUUUGAGGUGUACAAUGAGAAAAUCCACGAUUUGCUGGUGGCAAAGGAUGAGCAAAACCAGAAGAAAAUGCCUGAAAGCCUUGGUGGAAACUCCAAGACGGCCAUGAUCGCCACCCUGAGCCCUGCGGCCAGUAACAUGGAUGAGAGCCUGAGCACGUUACGCUACGCCCAGCAGGCCCGUAUGAUCAUUAAUAUAGCCAAAGUCAACGAGGACACCAAUGCCAAACUGAUCCGAGGUCACCGGAUAAACCUGGUGGAUUUGGCAGGAAGUGAGCGCUGUACUUCAGCCCAGACCAGUGGAGACCGGCUCAGGGAGGGAGCGAGUAUCAACAAGUCUCUGCUCACGCUGGGAAAGGUGAUCUCAUCACUCUCAGAACAGGCUCAGACCAGAAAGAAAGUCUUCACCCCGUACAGAGAGUCAGUGCUCACAUGGUUACUCAAGGAAAGCCUUGGUGGAAACUCCAAGACGGCCAUGAUCGCCACCCUGAGCCCUGCGGCCAGUAACAUGGAUGAGAGCCUGAGCACGUUACGCUACGCCCAGCAGGCCCGUAUGAUCAUUAAUAUAGCCAAAGUCAACGAGGACACCAAUGCCAAACUGAUCCGAGAGCUGAAAGCAGAGGUGGAUAAGCUCCGUGCGGCUCAGAUGAGCUCUCAGGGCAUCGAGCCAGAGAAAAUGAGACUGUUUCAGCAAGAGAUCACCUCUCUUAAGACUAAACUCUCUCAACAGGAGCAUGAAAUGGCCGAAGCUCACAGAACUUGGAAAGAAAAGCUGGAAGAGGCAGAGAGGAGGAAACGUGAAGAAACCAAAGAGCUGCAGCGCGCCGGCGUCACCUUUAAAGUGGAUAAUCGGCUGCCUAACCUUGUGAACCUGAAUGAGGAUCCGCAGCUGUCAGAGAUGCUGCUGUACAUGAUUAAAGAGGGCGAGACCAAGGUCGGCAAGCUCAAGUCUGAGUCGGCUCACGACAUCCAGCUGUCUGGAGCUCUCAUCGCUGAUGAGCACUGUGUCAUCUCUAGUGUGAAAGGUACCGUCAGAAUUAAACCGAUGGCAAAUGCCAAGACCUUCAUGAAUGGACAUCUUGUGUCUGAGUGCACUGUUCUCCACCACGGAGACCGUGUGAUUCUUGGAGGAGAUCACUACUUUCGGUUCAACCACCCCGCUGAGGUUCAGAGCGGGAAGCGUGCGUCCUGUUGGAACAGUGGAGAAGGUCAAAAGGACUUUGAGUUUGCUAAAAACGAGCUGCUGUCGGCCCAGAGAGCUCAACUUGAAGCGGAGAUCGAGGCAGCUCGGUUGAAGGCCAAAGAGGAGAUGAUGCAGGGCAUUCAGGUGGCAAAAGAGAUGGCACAGAAAGAGCUGAGCGAGCAGAAGAGUCAGUAUGAGAAGAGGAUCAAAGUUCUGGAGCGAGAGCUGGAGGAGGAGAGUGAACGGAAGAGAGACCAGGAGCUGGAUAAAAAGAGGGUCGUCGGUCAGAUAGAGCAACUGCAGACAGCAAGGUCUCUGCUGGAGCAGGAAGUCAACACCCAUAAGAGACGUCUGCAGAUGGAGGCCCAGGCUACUAGACAGGCGUUGGCCGAUCAUGAUAUCCGGCAUGCUAAAAUUGUAGAGGCGCUUGAAGCAGAGAAGAGGAAGAUUGCAGAAGAUCUUGCUCAGAUUGAGAGAAAACGUGCUCAAAAAAUGGUCCAGGCCACUAAAACAGCCUACCCACAGUGGGAUGCCUUGAAGCUGUCUUUGAUGAUUGAAGAAGCAAACAAAAUCAGUGCCAAUCUCAGGAAACACACAGUCUUCAGCAGACAUGAGGCAACUGAUAAAGAGAGCGAGGGUGAAAACGCCCAACUGCAGGUCCAAGUUCAGAACACCAAACUGGGAAUUUCCACCUUCUGGAGUCUGGAGAAGUUCCAGAGCAACUUGGCUGCCAUGAGAGAGCUUGAGCAGGGGGAGAGCGCCUCUAAAGAUGAUGACGUGUUUUACGACCCUAAUGAUGAGUGGGAACCAGACCUAUCUGCCUCUUCCUCAACCUCGUCUUUCUCUCGCAGAAGGAGUAGAAGUUUGCUAAAGAGCAGAAGGAUUUCUGGCCGUCUCUAUGAGAUCCGGGUGCACCCCAUUCAAAGCCUGCAUUGUGGUCCCUCACAGUCCACUGGGCUGAUGAACAAGCCCCCCUCUCUGCACUCCAGCACCUCUGAUUCCGCUCUCCCAGCCAUCUGCAAAGGCCUGAUUGGCUCUGCCGUUGCUCGUCUACGCUCCUGCCAAUCAGCUGAGGAGAGCGAAAGCUUGGCUGACAAACUGACCCUAGAUCUGCUGGCGGUUUACCGUGCCGUGAGGUCCAUCGCAGACCUCUACGAGCACCUUGACGACGACAGUCAGGAGAACCUGUUUGCCUGCAGUACUGAAGCCCAGACUCAUCUAGUGAAGGCCACGUCUGCUGUUGAAAGGGCCGUGUUCAUUACCAUGCACUGGGUCUCCAGCAUUAAGCCCAGCUUUGAUUCAGUGUCUCCGAGAGCUGAGGAGCUCAAGACUGAGGUCAAGAAAAUUGGAGGCUACCUUCAGUUACUCAUUCAGGGCUGUGACUCUGAGAUCUCCUCCAUGGUAACAGAGGCCCAGAGGAAGGUUGCCAAGUGUAUGAACGUGGCUCUCAAAACCAUCGGUAUGCUGGCAGCAGUGAAUGGGACUGAUCUUCAUUUGACUGAACAUGGUUCAGAAAUCAUAGACAACAGGUCAGUUGUGGAUUCUUUGUGGGAUGGGAUGCGUCAGAGUGUGACUGAUCUUCUCCUCAUAGGUCAGAGGAUCACUACAGAGAUGCAGGGAGAUCUUUCAUCUGCUCAUAUACCGAUUCAGAAAUCCAACGCAAUGGAUGUUGCCAGCAGUCUGCAGAGCUACUUCCGCUGUUGUUUGUCGGAGAGGUCAGGCACUGCUGAGGAUCGUUCAGAGGAUGAUGAAGGCUCAGACUUGUGUGCCAUUCAGAACACCACCGCUAAACUCCUCAAGCUGAACCGAGCGAUCAAAGAUCUCCACUCAUCUUUGUUGCACUCUCUGAAGGGGAGGGGCAGCGACGCUGGCCUUAGUCAGACGAUACAGUCUCUGUCCAAGACAAUUGAUGAUGUCAUCAACGGCCUUCCAUACGAAAUGGCUGGAAGACGUUCCGACAGUCUCCAGCUUCCAUGUGAGAGGAACAUCAUGGCCUCCCGUGAUCAAGUGCACUCGGCGCUGAAGGCUUUGACAGCGGCGUUCGAUAAAAGCACAGACGGAAUACAGAUGCUGGACACAGACAGACAGUUUGUUCAACCAGGUUAUGGCAGCAGAAAUCGAACGGUUCCUAAAGUCGUGUAUUCGCUUUCCUCAGGCAUUAGCGCGUGUUCCAGAGAUGCCCGCUGGGUGUGAUUUGGAUAGCCACAGAUUGAAGUCAUGUACUAGUCAUGUAUAUAACUAUUUUGGGUAUAAUGGUUAAUGCAAAGGUUGACUCACUUUUCAUUUUGAUAUAUUUACAGUAUGCACUCAUUCAGGCCUACAAUAGUUUGUUUGCAAAUUUUGUACGACCUGUAGGAUUUUAAAGAAGAACGUAAUUGUAUAACUUAUGAAGAUGGGUUUCUGUGUAUUUUGCAAGUGAUCAAGCACCUAAGUCUUUUAUAACUCAUGCAGAAAAUAGUACUUCUGUAUAUAUAUUUGCACUUGAAGCCUUUGCACAGGCUUGGGCGCACUGGUAUUUCACAAUAUCAUUUGCAUGGAGACUUGAUUUUUAGCAUUUGCAGUGGCAUUUACUAUGGAUCAUGUAAUUGUUCCACACUAAUUUAUACUUUCAGUAAUAAACACUCACU
Sinocyclocheilus grahami is the source of this 5329-nucleotide messenger RNA. It is a transcript of the gene kif14, whose product is annotated as kinesin family member 14. Lineage: Eukaryota; Metazoa; Chordata; Actinopteri; Cypriniformes; Cyprinidae. The record is from RefSeq and is a predicted model, not a curated record. Gene Ontology annotation, biological process: microtubule-based movement. The transcript has 27 exons. Gene Ontology annotation, molecular function: microtubule binding; ATP binding; microtubule motor activity. The coding region runs from base 342 to 4895 and encodes 1517 amino acids.